Penicillium subrubescens is the source of this 2542-nucleotide messenger RNA. RefSeq lists its product as uncharacterized. The record is from RefSeq and is a predicted model, not a curated record. NCBI's taxonomy places the organism in Eukaryota, Fungi, Ascomycota, Eurotiomycetes, Eurotiales, Aspergillaceae. Gene Ontology annotation, molecular function: RNA binding. The transcript has 3 exons. The coding region runs from base 524 to 2542 and encodes 672 amino acids.
GCCCCGUCCACGGGUUGCGUACAACGUAAAUACGUCGGCGAUUCGCCCCUCUCAGGCAGGACGGACCUCAUGAGAUCUCUACUGUAAACGGUAAGUCGUACCUCUACACUCAUACACUCCUUGUCCUCGUAAUUCACGCGACCGGCGUAUUUGUUUCAGCAACCACUGGCAGUCCCUUCUCUCCUCGCUUGGGCUUUAUUCCAGCUGAAGGCGGCAGAUUCUCUGGUUCGACAGUGAAUACACGUGCUGUAACUUGAAGGACUUGCAACGAUCGACAAGAUAUUUCGUGCUCGAUGGAACAUGGUCACAAAUAAACACCCGAAUGGCUUACAGUUUUUCUUUCCCCUGGACAACUUUUCUUUCUUCUGCUCGCUUCGCAAGUAGAACCGCCGCCGGCUGUCUUCUGUUUUUGGUCGCUGCAGACCGCCUUAAGAGUCACAUAACACCGCCCGGCAAAGAACACAUACCCAGGAUCCUCGCUGUUUGAAACGUUACUGUCUCGCGGAGACUCCGCGAGCCCAUCAUGUCGUCGGCUGUAGCGGAACUGGAUAGCUACCUUCGGUCCAUGCUGGCUUUGAAGCCUCCCGGGAUUACAGGCUCCAAGGUUCACAGUAUCACCAGACUGUGCACCGCCAAUGUUCAAGAUGAACCCGUUCUCAUCCAAAAAGUCUACACCCACUUCAAGAAGGUUCCCGCCACCCACAAGCUGGGCGAUCUCUGUGGUCGACUCUAUAGCCCGGCAUGGGUGGACGCCACUCGCAAAGGCUGGCCGGUCUCCACGAAGCGCCGCGCCGGAUGGGACCUACGCUGGUGGUGUCGAUCGAUUGACCAAGUUGUUGCCCGUGUUGAUGACCGACAUCAUCGACAAUGCCCCGCAAGAUCAAAAGGUACGCAUCCACUAGGCGUGAAUGUUCAGGCUGGGGCUGGGCCUCUGGGUGCUAAUCGCGCCAAUGACCGUAUUCUCCCGCGACCGCUCAACCUUGGACAUGGUGCUGGCAGUUUUUUGCGUUUUCAUUGCUUUGCAGAUCUUAUCACUCACUAUCCACCUUCGGAUCUUUACCCUCAUCGUCUUCUGAUUCAAUCGCUUCUGGCUUGGUUCAUAGAUGUUCAGUCCAAAGGCUCACCGCGCAGCUUCAAGCCUGCCAAUGGCUCGCCCGCGGCAACAGAUACCAUCGGCGAACUCAAGCCGCUGGCCGAUAUGGCUAAACAGAGCGCGGUGACGUCUGCUUCUCCCACCAACCCGCUCGCUACCCUGACCCCAUCAGCCGCGGCUCGGCAUCUCGCCUUAUCAGUCGAUUCAUCUCUCCUGCCACCCUCGACGGCUAACCCAUACACAGGUGCUGCUGCUGAUGCUGGCGCCAUGGUCAAACCAGCUGCCGCUCUUGGUGGUGUUGGCGAGAACCUUGCCAUGCCGCAGCCCCGGGGCCAUAGCCAGACCCCGAGCCCAUUGGGAGCAAUGCUUCCGCAGUGGCCAGCCGCCGCUCCGGCGAUGGAUGGAAACGCGAUGUCCCGGCAGCUUCCCCUGCUGCAAUUACUGUCUCAGCAGGGCAUCUCGCAGGACCAGUGGGCUGCGGCCCUGCAACUCGUCACUAUAGCCGAUACCAUAGGUGCUGCCAGCCCCGCUCAGCUUCCUGGAUUUGGCGCGAUACCGUGCCAGGGCUCUGGUGUCCAGGGCCACCCGGACGUGCAGAACCGUGUCGAUCGUGCUCGCAGGAGGGAUCGUGAAUACUCUAGCUCUCCUCCCGCUGGGUACGGCCGUCCUUCUCACCUUCCUGGUUGGGACCGACGUCACUCUGCCUCGCCGCCUCGCCGCCACGAUAGGCCGGUGCACGACCAGUAUUACAGUGAUUCCACUAGGCGCCAGGGUGAUCCUCGCGAUGCUGGAGGUCGUCAGAGUAACGAAUACCGUAAACGUAGCCCUCCGCACUGGAAGCGCCUGUCUCAUUCCCCGCUGCGGACAGACCAUAAUCUCCCCUCGCCUGGCUCCAAGCUCGUCGAGUGGGACUAUUCCAUCGGCCCGGGUAACAUCAAGGUUCUGAGCCGCACCCUCUUCGUCAGUGGCAUCUCCUCUGAGACUCACCUCCGUUCCCUUUUCAACAAAUUCGGCGUCGUUCAGACCUGUAUUGUCAAUAUCGACAAGCGUCAUGCUUUCAUUAAGAUGAUUAGCCGCGAGGACGCGGUGAGCGCCCAGUUCCGUUCAGGCGAGAUGCAACUCCGCACCCGAUUGGGCGUUGGUUUCGGCCCGCGUGACUGCAGCGACUAUCAGACUGGCAUCAGCGUCAUUCCGAUCGAGCGACUUACCAAUGUGGAUCGCAAAUGGCUGCUCACGGCGAAGUACGGUGGCAGCGGAGGUCGUCCCAUUAAGUCGGGAAUGGUUGUCGAGGAACCAGACAUCGAAAUUGGUGCUGGCUUCUCAUCCAAGGCGAUUAGUCGACGCAUUGCGGCUAGCACUGGCGGCAAGCGUGGCCGGAACUCAGACUGCUUUGGCGGCGGUCGCGGCGGACGUCCAGACCGUAAUGGUUUUGGCCUUCGCCGCAAUUGA